AACAGAGAGAGGAGCAAAGUGGAGAAGGUGCAAAUAAACGAGCAACUUGGUUCUCGGGAGCAGUCUGGCUCCCUCCAAAUUAUCGUAUUGUAUUUACGUCAAUUUACGUUCGAUCUGACGGAUCGCUCAACUGACGUCGUCGCGUCCGUCACCGUCUGCGAAAAUUUAUUGUCGAAUAGGACCAAGAUGCCAAUACCCAAAAAGAGUAAAGAAGAUGCAAACAAGGAAGCCUAUAGUAUAGAUGCCUCACAGGAAGCCAAAUCCUUCUUAGAGAAAAUCAUGGGUGAUGUGAGCAAAUCUUCAGCGACCAAACAGAUCAUCAUUGGUACCACAUCAGGAUGGGUAACUGGAUUCGUCACCAUGAAGAUUGGAAAGGUGGCAGCCUGUGCAGUCGGCGGUGGAAUCAUCAUGCUGCAAAUAGCUGCACAUCAGGGUUACAUAAAAAUUAAUUGGGACAAGAUUAUGAGUAAAGCCGAGAAAAUAACAGAUAAGGUGGAAGAAAAGAUUACCGGUGAAGGACCAAAUUUCAUGGAUAAGGCCGAGAGAUUCGUCGAUAGAAAGCUGGAUAAAGCCGAGCGAUUGCUGAAACAAGGGAAAACCUGUACGCGGCGCUGGUACCACAUGUUGACCGGCGGCGACAAUAGCUUCCAGCCAACGGAAUUCCAUUUCUUUCUAGUCUCAUACGUGGCGGGAGUCGCAAUCGGUAUCGCCACUGCUAACUAGGUAAUAAGUUGCUGCACUCUGAACGCAACCAAAAGGAAGAUUGACAUCCACAUCGCGUCAAAAGACAGCUGCUCCACUGCUAUUGACGCACAUGACAAUGUCGUCGACGAGUAUAACAAUACAAUCAUGGACGAGGUAAGAAACAAGAUCAACGUGUUGAAGAAAUGGGUCGCGCGAAGUACGCUUAAUAAUCCUAGAUAAAUAGCUUUAUUUUUUAGUUUAUCAUUGUUGUUAGCGAUGAGUAAAAUUUAUUCAUGCAUUA
This is a messenger RNA of Mycetomoellerius zeteki, 985 nucleotides long. RefSeq names its product FUN14 domain-containing protein 2. The coding region runs from base 187 to 723 and encodes 178 amino acids. Gene Ontology annotation, cellular component: mitochondrial outer membrane. Lineage: Eukaryota; Metazoa; Arthropoda; Insecta; Hymenoptera; Formicidae. Gene Ontology annotation, biological process: autophagy of mitochondrion. The transcript is spliced from 4 exons. The record is from RefSeq and is a predicted model, not a curated record.